CAUUGUUCGACUGUCUCCGUCAACUGUGUGCUAUUUUACGUUUAAAUUUCCAGGGUUAUCUUUGAGGCAGGAAGAUGACCGAAAGCAACCCUCUUCUCGAUAAAUACAUGAGCCUCGAUCAAGGUGAGCGAGUCCAAGUUCUGUACGUGUGGAUCGACGGCACCGGCGAAAAUCUUCGAUGUAAAACCAAGACCGUAGAAAAUGAACCGGUCACUCCUGAAGACCUUCCAAUCUGGAACUUUGACGGCUCGAGCACUUAUCAAGCCGAAGGCUGUAACAGCGAUGUAUAUCUACAUCCACGUGCAUUAUUCAGAGAUCCUUUCAGACGGGGAAAGAAUAAAAUUGCACUCUGCGAUACGUACAACUUCGAUCACAAACCUGGCGUGUCCAACAACAGAUUACCUUGUAUAAAUGCAAUGAAUCAUGCAGAUGUCAAGGCAGCCAUCCCAUGGUUUGGUAUUGAACAAGAAUACACUCUGUUAGACAAGGAUGGACACCCUCUAGGCUGGCCCAAGGGAGGUUUUCCAGGACCACAAGGACCCUACUAUUGUGCUGUUGGCACAGGAAAGGUUUUUGGCCGAGAAGUUGUAGAAGCUCACUACCGAGCUUGUUUGUAUGCUGGUGUUAAGAUUGCUGGAACUAAUGCUGAAGUCAUGCCAGCACAGUGGGAAUAUCAAGUGGGUCCAUGUGAAGGAAUCAGCAUGGGUGAUCAGCUCUGGGUAUCAAGAUAUCUUCUUCAUCGUGUGGCUGAAGAUUUUGGUUACAAAGUAUCCUUUGACCCUAAACCCAUGCCAGGGGACUGGAAUGGAGCUGGUGCACACACUAACUACAGUACACUUGCCAUGAGAGAAGAAGGUGGAAUAAGUGCAAUCUACGAGGCCAUUGAAAAGCUCUCCUUGCUCCAUGACUAUCACAUCAGUAUGUAUGAUCCAAAGGGGGGAGAGGACAAUAAACGUCGUUUGACAGGUCGCCAUGAGACAGCUAGUAUUGAGCACUUCUCUCACGGUGUGGCUAACCGUGGAGCUAGCGUAAGAAUUCCCCGUCAGUGUGCUGAGGAUGGCUAUGGAUACCUGGAGGACAGGCGCCCUGCCUCCAACUGUGAUCCAUACAGAGUAACAGAGGCCAUCGUGAGAACAACUAUCUUGGGCCACAAAAAGGAGUAAUAGCUUAAUAGCAUGUAAUGUAGUUAUCAUUUAAUAAACUUGGAAAGCUGGAAUGCUUAAUUUGGGUUAUCUUCCUCAGUUAAACAAGAGACAGCAAGGGCUCUCCAGACAAAAAUCGCAACUCUUUAAGUUAAAAAAUUUUCUUUUUUGUGUUUGUGUAGGAAAAAGAUCUAAUACCUAAAUUGUCAAGAUUCUAAUAAUAUAAUUGUACAUUGCCGCUCUAUGUAGGAGACACUGGAAAAAUACUCCAAUACCUGUAGCAUUUACUUAAAAGCCACUAAGUAUUUUUGAUUAAACAAUGUAAUAAUGUAAUUUCAUUAGUUUUCAUGAAUGGGUUAUUAAAGUACUUGCUGGUAUCUGA
Messenger RNA from Stylophora pistillata, 1524 nucleotides. RefSeq names its product glutamine synthetase. Gene Ontology annotation, cellular component: cytoplasm. The record is from RefSeq and is a predicted model, not a curated record. Lineage: Eukaryota; Metazoa; Cnidaria; Anthozoa; Scleractinia; Pocilloporidae. Gene Ontology annotation, molecular function: glutamine synthetase activity.